Orcinus orca (killer whale) is the source of this 1185-nucleotide messenger RNA. RefSeq names its product jagunal homolog 1 (gene JAGN1). Gene Ontology annotation, biological process: endoplasmic reticulum organization; granulocyte colony-stimulating factor signaling pathway; vesicle-mediated transport. The coding region runs from base 145 to 696 and encodes 183 amino acids. Gene Ontology annotation, cellular component: endoplasmic reticulum membrane. NCBI's taxonomy places the organism in Eukaryota, Metazoa, Chordata, Mammalia, Artiodactyla, Delphinidae. The record is from RefSeq and is a predicted model, not a curated record. The transcript is spliced from 2 exons.
AGAGGCCGGAAGUUGUCCUCACAGAACCGCUCGGCUGUUGGGUGGGCGGAACUGAGGCGACGCGCUUAGGGUUGGCAGGCAUGUUAGCGCUCUAGUAGCUGCAGCUGGUUGGCGUGAGGGGCUCCAGGGCUCUGGGCAGGGAAGAUGGCGUCUCGGGCAGGCCCGCGAGCGGCCGGCACCGACGGCAGCGACUUUCAGCACCGGGAGCGCGUCGCCACGCACUACCAGAUGAGUGUGACCCUCAAGUAUGAAAUCAAGAAGCUGAUCUACGUGCAUCUGAUCAUAUGGCUGCUGCUGGUUGCCAAGAUGAGCGUGGGGCACCUGAGGCUCUUGUCGCAUGAUCAGGUGGCCAUGCCCUAUCAGUGGGAGUACCCCUAUUUGCUGAGCAUUGUGCCCUCCCUCUUGGGCCUCCUCUCCUUCCCCCGCAACAACAUUAGCUACCUGGUGCUCUCCAUGAUCAGCAUGGGGCUCUUUUCCAUCGCUCCCCUCAUAUAUGGCAGCAUGGAGAUGUUCCCUGCUGCACAGCAGCUCUACCGCCAUGGCAAGGCCUACCGCUUCCUCUUUGGUUUUUCUGCCGUCUCCGUCAUGUAUCUGGUGUUGGUGCUGGUGGUCCAAGUGCAUGCCUGGCAGUUAUACUACAGCAAGAAGCUCCUAGACUCUUGGUUCACCAGCACACAGGAGAAGAAGCGUAAAUGAAGCCUGCUUGAUGAACUACUGUGUGAGGUGAAGCCUGGGCCUCCCAUCCAGUGGAGUGAGAGGGUAGAGGAGCUGUUCUAAAACCUCCUUCGGUGAUUUUGGCAGCUGCGAUGUUGACAACUAGUGCAAACUAGGUCCAAGUUCUGCAAAGCUCCUUCUGUUGCCAUCAGCUGGUAGCAAAACUAUGUUUAAUUUACUCCUGGUUGGUGGAACUGGGUGAUCAGCAGCUGUGAAACAAAUUUCAGCUGGUUAAAGUUGAGAUCCUUCUGAGUUUUUCAUCCUUGCCUCUUUUUGGUCAUUCUCUCUGCUUCCAUCCAUCACCCCUUAGCCACCGAGACUGGAGGAGAUAGGGAAUAAAUCACAUUCUACUUCAAUCUAUGAGUCAUGGGGCAGGAAACAUUUGAGAGGCUGCUCCCCUUGCAGGCUGUGGUCUCUACUGUGAAGCGUUUUAAUUAAAAAGAACCUCAAUAAAGUUACAACUGCCUUGUC